Molecule: messenger RNA, 1085 nt
Organism: Pyrus x bretschneideri (Chinese white pear)
Lineage: Eukaryota; Viridiplantae; Streptophyta; Magnoliopsida; Rosales; Rosaceae
Product: loganic acid O-methyltransferase-like
Exons: 3
Coding region: 1-1023 (340 amino acids)
Biological process (GO): methylation
Molecular function (GO): S-adenosylmethionine-dependent methyltransferase activity
Source: RefSeq, a predicted model, not a curated record
AUGGAAGCAGCAGGCAACCGGAAGGCAGCUGAUACGGCCAAGGGAAUGCUUUUUGAGGCCAUACUUGAAAACCUACAAAUCGAAAAUCAUCUGUCUCAAGGAAAUGCUGUUUCAAACUUGUCAUUUUCGAUUGCUGAUCUAGGUUGUUCUGUUGGUCCCAACACUUUCAUCGCAGUCAAAAACAUUAUAGACACCGUGACACAAAAAUUCCAGAUCGAAGGCCAAUCCUCUUCGCUCCCCGAAUUCCAUGUCUACUUCAACGAUCAUGUUUCGAACGAUUUCAACACUCUUUUCGCCAAUCUUUCCCCAGAUAGGCAAUACUUCUCAGUGGGAGUUCCAGGGUCAUUUUACGGAAGAUUGUUCCCCAAGGCAUCCCUUAAUUUUGUUUACUCUGCCUACUCAGUCAUUUGGCUUUCUAAGGCACCUGAAGCUGUAGGGGAUUUGGACUCACCUAUAUGCAAUAGGGGAAGGAUUUGUUAUUCCAAUGCGCCUAUUGAAGUUGGUCACGCAUAUUCGCUUCAGUAUGCGAAAGACAUCAAGUGUUUUCUUGAUGCUCGAGCGGAAGAGCUAGCUCCCGGAGGUUUAAUGGUGCUUCUUAUUUCCGGGCGUCCGGAUGGGACACUUCCAGCAGAAUGUUCUUGUGGCCCGAUUUACGAACCGGUUGAAGCUUGCCUCAUAGAUAUGGCCAAUGAGGGAUUAAUAAGCAAAGAUAAACUAGACUCUUUCAACUAUCCAACAUACAGCCCAUCAAUGGAGGAGCUGAGGGAGCUAAUACACAAAAAUGGGUGUUUUGAAAUUGCGAGACUGGAAGAGCAACCUCGGAUGCCUAUCCCUUUGAGUAAAACCGCAGAGGUUAGAGCUGGCAUGGAGAGUCUCCUCACAAAGCACUUCGGCACUGACAUUAUGGAGCCGCUUUGCGUUCGCUACUCGAAGAAAAUCGAAGCACGCCCACGUCCGUUCCUCACUACUGCCGACGACGGCUUGGCUGUUGGAUUAUUUGUCCUUCUCAAGCGUAAACACUGAUGAUAAUACUAGAAUGUAUGUGCUUCAUCGUAAUGAAAUGAUACAACUUAGUACUAGUUUUG